AUGGCUUUAAAUAUUCCGUUUGUUGUCAAAGUUGUAUUAUUUUUUUGCUUGAUGAACGUCGCUGAGGCUGGUGUCAUAGAAGCAGAUAACAACAGGCAACCACAACAAAUCCACAUUGCUUACGGAGAUGAUGUAUCAAAGAUGAUCAUUACAUGGAGUACUUUCAAGGACACAGCUUCUGCAGUUUUGUAUGGCUUGUCCUCCAGAAAUCUAAGCAUGUCCCAGCAGGGCUCCAGCUCCGAAUUUAUCGAUGGCGGGUCUGAGAAGCGCUCUCAGUUCAUCCAUGUAGUUGAGCUCACUGGUUUGGUCCCCAACACCACGUACUAUUAUGUAGUUGGCAGUGGACAAGGAUGGUCCUCGGUGUUCUAUUUCAAAUCCAUGCCUGCAGGAGAGGACUGGGGCCCAAGCCUUGUGGUGAUCGGAGAUCUGGGAAGUGCCAAUGCUCAGUCUCUACCCCGCCUAGAGUUGGAUGCAGCCCAGGGCAUGUAUGAUGCCAUCAUCCAUGUUGGUGAUUUUGCCUAUGACCUUCAAGCUGAUAAUGCUAGAGUUGGUGAUAGGUUUAUGAAUCAGGUUGAAUCCCUGACAGCUACUUUGCCUUACAUGACAUGUCCGGGAAACCAUGAAUAUUAUUACAAUUUCUCCAACUAUCGGGCCAGAUUUAACAUGCCAAAUGACAAUAAGAAAAUGUACUACAGCUUCAACAUGGGACCGAUUCACUUUGUUUCUUUGUCAACUGAGUUCUUGUACUUUCCUUACUUUGGGUACAACCAGAUAUUUGAGCACUAUGACUGGCUUAAGAAAGAUUUAAUGGAUGCCAAUUUGCCUGAAAACAGAGCCAAACGACCAUGGAUUGUUACUUUUGGCCACCGUCCUAUGUACUGUUCUAACAAUGAUAAUGAUGACUGCACAAGCCAUGAAAGUUUGGUUCGUGUUGGAGUUCCCAUGCUAAAUAUACCAGGACUCGAACCCCUGUUUUACGAACAAGGUGUGGAUCUGUCUAUUUGGGCACAUGAACAUUCUUAUGAAAGACUUUGGCCUGUCUACAACAUGAAGGUGGAAAAUGGGAGCUAUGAUGAGCCUUACACAAACCCUGGUGGAACAACACACAUAAUUACUGGAUCUGCUGGCUGCAGUGAAAGGGUGGAAUAUUUUGAGAAGAACCCACCUGAUUGGUCAGCUUUCCGCUCUAGUGAUUAUGGCUACACACGAAUGAAGUUUUUCAACAAAACACAUUUGUAUGUGGAACAAGUGUCAGAUGACCAGGGUGGCCAGAUUAUUGACAGUUUCACACUAAUAAAGGACCAGCAUGGGCCAUUUGAAAAACUGAAGAAAACAUUUUAA
Candidula unifasciata is the source of this 1341-nucleotide messenger RNA. The record is from the annotation of a GenBank genome assembly. NCBI's taxonomy places the organism in Eukaryota, Metazoa, Mollusca, Gastropoda, Stylommatophora, Geomitridae.